CCGCCCUGAGCGGACGGGACGGGGAGCCCCACCCCACUCAGCUGGAGGGAGGGAAGAGAAACUGAGAUUAGGCUCUGAGGAGGUCGGUGAGCCCCGCCCCUCCGCAAGACUCUUAAACCCAGGGACUGGGUGGAGGAGAGCCUGGACCAUGGGCAACGCGCAGGAGCGGCCGUCGGAGACGAUCGACCGCGAACGGAAACGCCUGGUAGAGACACUGCAGGCAGACUCCGGGCUGCUGCUGGACGCAUUGCUGGCGCGGGGCGUGCUCACUGGGGCGGAGUACGAGGCGUUGGACGCUCUGCCUGAUGCCGAGCGCAGGAUGCGCCGGCUGUUGCUGCUGGUGCAGAGCAAGGGCGAGAUCGCCUGCAACGAGCUACUGAGCUGUGCUCAGCGUACCGCGCGCGCACCUGACCCGGCUUGGGACUGGCAGCACGUGGGCCCUGGUUACCGGGACCGCAGCUACGACCCUCCGUGCCCGGGCCACUGGAUGCAUGAGACACCCGACUCGGGGACGGCAUGCCCCGGACUGCCCAGAACUUCUGGCUGGGAUGAGGCUGGGGGUCUCGAGGGCUCCGAAGCGGUGCAAUCCCGGAUCUCCGAGGACCCCAAGCCGGAGCUGGAAGCCGAGGCUUCUGAAGGGGCUGAGCUGGACCCAGAGCCCCAAAUGAAUCCGGAACCUGAACCAGAGGCAGAACCAGAGCCUGAAUUGGAGCAAGAGCCCGACCCAGAGCCGUAUCUUGACUGUGAGCCAGCGGAUGAGUCCGAAGGUGUGAGACUGCCUAACCCGAUGCCUGGCUGAUUCCUGAGGACCAGACCGCUGACCAGCCGUUUCCCACUGAAACCGGAAGGGACCUGGGAUCGUGCCUAGGCUUGGUCGAUGCCACUGAGACUCCUUGUGGCCGAGUGCCGCUGGAAGUAAUAAACCCUGGAGGGUC
This is a messenger RNA of Loxodonta africana (African savanna elephant), 935 nucleotides long. It is a transcript of the gene NOL3, whose product is annotated as nucleolar protein 3. Lineage: Eukaryota; Metazoa; Chordata; Mammalia; Proboscidea; Elephantidae. The record is from RefSeq and is a predicted model, not a curated record. Gene Ontology annotation, biological process: negative regulation of release of cytochrome c from mitochondria; negative regulation of intrinsic apoptotic signaling pathway; negative regulation of extrinsic apoptotic signaling pathway. Bases 149 to 799 code for a protein of 216 amino acids. The transcript is spliced from 4 exons. Gene Ontology annotation, molecular function: death receptor binding; cysteine-type endopeptidase inhibitor activity involved in apoptotic process; caspase binding. Gene Ontology annotation, cellular component: mitochondrion.